This is a messenger RNA of Fragaria vesca subsp. vesca, 4112 nucleotides long. RefSeq names its product disease resistance protein RGA2-like. The record is from RefSeq and is a predicted model, not a curated record. Bases 238 to 3705 code for a protein of 1155 amino acids. The transcript has 4 exons. Gene Ontology annotation, molecular function: ADP binding. Gene Ontology annotation, biological process: defense response to other organism. Lineage: Eukaryota; Viridiplantae; Streptophyta; Magnoliopsida; Rosales; Rosaceae.
GAGCUGUAGCCUACAUACAAGUGAUACAACUAUACAGUCUAUACUAGUUAUCUCAUUUUCUUCCGAUCAUCUUUCUCUUGCAAAAACCUCGAGAAAAGGGAAGUGAACUUCACAUCAUAAAUACUAGUUGGUUUUUCCCUUGUUUCAAAUGAUAUUCCUCUUGUAAGGAAGAAUGAGCGUUUCUACUUUCUGUUGCAUUUGCUGUCUCCAGUUCUUCGUUUGAGAACAAACAGCAACAUGGCUGAAGCAAUCAUCAUCACCCUUGCAGCUCCUGUUGUGAAGAUUGCCCUCACUAAAUUGACUUCUCUUGUUACCGAGGAGUUUCUUGCAUUCACCAAUGUCAGGGAUGACAUGGAUACCCUCUGCAGCACUUUGACAGAUAUUUGUCAGUUGCUUGAAGUUUUGGAAAGAAAUCGGACGAAUUCUUCUGAUGGUUUCCACCAGAUGAACAAUUGGCUCAAGAAGCUUCAAAUAGCAGGUUAUGAUGCAGGCGAUUUAAUCGAGUCCUGGGCAGCAGAAUAUCACCAGUGGAAGACGAAGAAGCAGGUACAAAAACUCUCUCUUCCAUUUAGUGCUUCAAAAUUUUCCUUUCAGCGCCAAGAAGCAUGCGACUUGAAAGAAAUUACAGCGAGAAUAAAAAAGAUUUUACAAGAAGGACAAGUCUAUAGAACCAUCAUUGGAAAUCCUCCAAUGCGGACUGAAAGCCUUUCACGGGAAACUGGCUCUCUUUCUAACAACAUAGUCGAGGGAAGGGGAGACGAUGUAGAGAACAUAAUAAAACUGCUGAUACCAGAUGAAGAAGCCAGUAAUGGAGGCGAUAUUGAUUUUAUUCCAAUUGUGGGGAUGGGCGGCUUGGGUAAAACAACUCUUGCUCAAGUCGUAUAUAAUGAUGCAAGAGUUCAUGAUCAUUUUAAAAGAAAAUUCUGGGUUUGUGUUACAGAAAAUUAUGACGAGAAGAAAAUUCUCAAAGGAAUUUUGGAGUCUAAUAAGAGUAUUUUUGAUGCCGACAUCUCAUUAGUGGUGCUGCAAGACCGAGUUCGUGAGCUCCUGGUUGAAAAACCAUUCUUACUUGUUCUAGAUGAUUUAUGGAACGAUGAUUAUAUGAAAUUGCAGCCACUAGAAAAUUUACUGAAACAAGGCGUCCGUGGAAGUAAGGUCUUGGUUACUACUCGGAACAAUGAAGUGUGGAAGAUUACAGGUGCAAAAGCCUCCUAUAGCUUGCGAGCUUUUAAUGAUAAUGAAUCAUUGGCGUUAUUGGAGAAAAUUGCCUUUAAAGAAAGUGCUUUGCCAGAUGAGUUGAAGGAAUAUGCAAAGCAAAUUGUAAACAGGUGCAACGGUUUACCUCUGGCAGUAAAACAAGUUGGGGGUCUGCUCCGUGGAAUCACUGAGGCAGAGGAGUGGAGUUAUAUCGCUAAAAGUGAAAUAUGGGAACUAAAAAAAGAUAAAGUACUGCCUGCUCUUCGAUUGAGUUACAACAAUCUUUCUUCAGCUCUAAAGCAGUGUUUUGCAUUUUGUUCCCUGUUUCCGAAAGCUCAUGUUUUUGACAAAACUGAGUUGGUAAAAUUAUGGACAGCAGAAGCAUUCAUUCAACCUCAUGAAAGACACAGGACAGAAGUCAUAGGAAGCAGAUACUUCAAAGAGCUGUCAGACAGGUUCUUCUUUGAGAUCUUGGCGGAAGACGAGAACAAGGGCAGAAUGCAUGAUCUUGUCCAUGACUUGGCGCUAUCCAUCUCCUCUCCCUUUUGCUGCCAAGUGAAAGAUGUUGUGCCAAACAAAUUUGAGGAAGUUACUCGCCAUGUAUCACUGCUUUCAAACGAGGUUGAGCAGCCCCUUUCAGAAAUAAUCAAAAGAUCAAAGAAGCUGCGCACGCUUUUAUUGCCAAAUAAACAGUUCAAAGCCUUUGGGAAAGCUGACCGUGAAAUAUUCCAUUCACUCAAGUACAUGCGCACGCUAGACUUGAGUUCAAGCACACUUCAAGAGCUGUCAGGCUCAAUCGAGAAUUUGAAGCUUUUGCACUACCUUGAUUUAUCAAAAACUGAAAUUAAAAAGCUUCCUGAUUCAAUAUGCAACCUCUACCAAUUGGAGACGUUGAAACUUUCAGAUUGCCCUUGGCUUUUCACUUUGCCCAGGAAGCUCAAAACUCUUGUCAACCUGAGACAUCUGGAGCUAGAUGAAAUGUUUUGGUACACAGUAUCGACGCUUCCAGAAAGCAUUGGGUGUCUAACCGGUCUGCACAAUCUUCACAAAUUUCAGGUUGGCUGCAAUACAGGAUACAAACUUCAAGAAUUGAAGAAAAUGGAGUACCUUACAGGGUUCCUGCACAUCUCAAACCUGGAAAACGCAGUAGAUGCACGGGAGGCCAACUUGAAAGAAAAAGAAAUGAUUAAAAAACUGGUAUAUGAAUGGAGCAGCAGCAAUCUGAACUUGCAAGAUGAAGACGCCAAGCAGGUACUCGAAGACCUGCAGCCUCACCCAAUGGUCCAAGACAUCCAAAUCUGUCACUACAGGAGCUCUGAAUUUCCAAUUUGGAUCAGAUACGGAAAGUAUGAAAAUUUGGGUUCCAUAUACUUAAAUCAUUGCACAGGGAUCAAAAUCCUCUCUCUUGGCGAGUUACCCAACCUCAGAGAACUCCGUCUCAAAAACAUGCCAGAAAUGAUGGAAUGGAAGGAAGAGAGAAUCCUUUUCUUCUCGCGUCUACAUAUAAGUGGCUGCCCAAAGCUGACAAAACUGCCCAGCAUGUUUUCUGCAUUACGCAGUAUGAAGAUCAAGAAUUGUGAAUCAUUGGAUACCAUUCCAGUUGGCCCUGUGCAAUUCAUAACACUUGCUGGCAAUCCUGUACUGAAGCACUGGACUGAAGCCGAUGUAUUUGCAAGGAGCGUUGUCGAUGGUCGCCCAGUCAUAAGUCAUGGCAUGACAAGUCAUUCUCUGUUGGAAGCAAACAUUAUCAACUGCCCUGAACUGCAGACGUUGCCAAGCGAACUUUAUCCACAGAAACUGGAAAUCAGCAGGUGCAAGAAACUGCGCACCCUACCAGAUGCAAACCAUGCACAACGGCUUCAGGUUUUAGCAUUGGAUGCAUGUCAUGAUGAAACUUUAGUCGGUAUGAUCCCAAGUUCUGAGACUUUAUAUUCCUUGGUGAUAUCUAACAUCCCAAAUCUCAUUUGUCUCCCAAAGUGGCCUAGUCUCCCUGGCCUCCAAGCAUUGUAUAUCCGUGAUUGCGCAGACCUUGCGUAUCUAUCCAACCAAGAGAACGGGAACUGGUUGUUUGAGUGCUUCAACUCUCUAAAGCAUCUCUCCAUCCGUAACUGUCCUAAACUUCUGACGCUGCCAGCUGAAGGCCUCCCAACCAGCCUACAAGUUUUGAGUAUUGGCCCAUGUGCAAGUCUCAGUUCUUUCGGCCCCGGGGAAGUAUUCGCAAAACUCACAUCCCUUACUGAUCUUUACCUUGAAGAUUGCCCAGCACUCGAGUCCUUGCCUAAGGAAGGCCUGUCAGCGUCUGUCCAGCAUCUGUCUAUCCAAGGAUGCCCGUCGCUGAUAAGAAGUUGUGGAAAAGACUGCAAUGAUUGGCCAAAGAUCAAGGACAUCCCGGAUCUGGAAAUAGAGACGCCAUCUACCGAAACUUCAAGCUCAUCCUCAGCAAGUUGGUACAAUCUUCGUAGGAACCGCAAAGGAAACAAAUCUAAAGGAAAGAAGGCUUUGGAAUGAUGCCAAGCUUCUGGAGUUACACAAACAGGGAAGUCAAGAGGGAUGGAAGCCUCGAUGUUGGCAAAGUAAGCGGCCUUACAGCCUCUUUUGUUUUCUUAUUUUCCCUUUAUUUGCUUGAUGAGAUGAGUGAGGUAGUUUGUUUGAUUUAAAAACAAAAACAAAACAAAAAAAACAGAAAAACAGAAAAAGAACAAACACAAAAACAGAAAACCAAAAACGUAAAAAAGAGAGAUGUAUCUUUUUUAGGAGGGUAAACUGGUAAAGCCCUGUUUUAUUUAACUAUUGUGUAUUUGUAAUAAUAAUGACAUUACAGGCGUGAUGGCCUAGCCUCCCAUUGGGUCCCAGCCAUCAAAAAAAAGGAUGUAGCAUUUGUAAAUAACUUGAUUUGUGUUUUUUGUUUUUCUUGA